Molecule: messenger RNA, 3588 nt
Organism: Phyllopteryx taeniolatus (common seadragon)
Lineage: Eukaryota; Metazoa; Chordata; Actinopteri; Syngnathiformes; Syngnathidae
Gene: cdca4
Product: cell division cycle associated 4
Exons: 3
Coding region: 660-1550 (296 amino acids)
Cellular component (GO): nucleus
Molecular function (GO): transcription regulator activity
Source: RefSeq, a predicted model, not a curated record
GAUUCAAAAUGAAGAAAAGUAAUCCAAAUGUAAUGAGUUACAUGCAAUUGAGAAAGUAAGUGAAAUGUUUAGCCUGCUGUUGUAGGCUAACUUGCUCCAUUUCUAAAGAGAUCUCCUCAACACUGAAAUGUGUAUUGACAUCCCUGAAGAUGAUUAGCGAGGAAUGGGAGGCGUAUAUGUCCGCCGUGUGUGUCUGUGGGCUCCCCUUCCCCCUCCCAUGCUUGGCUGGCUGGCUUCUUCUCCUCCUCCUCCUCCUCCCUCCCUGGCUGACUCAACUGAGUGGCUGUGCUGAGCGGGGCUGGCGGCUCCACAGCAGCAGCAGCAGCAGCCGCCGCCGCAGCAGCGAGCGAGAGAGAAAGAGAGAGAGAGAGAGAGAGAGAGGAGAGGAGAGGAGAGGAGAGGAGAGAGACGACGACGACUUCACUUUUUUGAAGCCGUGGCAUGAAUGAGCUCAUCGGAACCUUCUGCUCCGCUCUCACCGCCGUCGAUCCUAUGUGCGAGACCGGAAUAAAAUAAGAGCAAGGAGUCUUGCCUCUCAGGGUGGCCUAAAAAUGGGCAGCAAUGGCGCUGAGCAAAAUACAAACGUACUAGAAGCGUUGCGGCCCGGGACCACGCUGCUAUGCUAAUGCCUGUGCCUGCCGACAGGAAAGACAGACGACAUGUUUCCAAAGGGCACCAAGCGCAAGUUCCUCGACUCGGCGGAGGAGGCGGCGACGGCGAGCGGUCCGGGCGAGCGGGGCCCGGCGAGCGCUCGGACACCGUCGCCUUCGUACAGCCUCCAGCGCCAGUCUCUCCUGGACAUGUCGCUGAUUAAACUUCAGCUGUGCCACAUGCUGGUGGAGCCCAACCUGUGCCGCUCGGUGCUCAUCGCCAACACGGUACGACAAAUCCAGGAGGAGAUGACGCAGGACGGCACCUGGCAGCUCAUGACGCAGGCGCUCGCCGCCGCCCAGUGCCCCGCGGACCGCCUGGUGGCCACCGAGGUGCUGUGCCGGCAGUCGGACCCGGCGGCGGCGGUGGCGGCCGGUCAGAGCCCCAAGCCGUACCCUCUGGCGGGUGGCCUGGACGAGGGCUACCACUCGGAAGAGGUGGUGAUGGAAGCGGGGGACGCCCCCAAGGAGGUCGUGUCCACGCAGUCCUACAUGGCGGGCCCCUUCGGGAUGGGCCCCUGCUGGGAGGAGCGCGAGGAGGACGGCGAGGAGGAGGAGGAGGAGGAGGACGGCGAGGAGUCGGAGGGCGAGGACGCCGACGAACGUCCCGAGGCGGACUCCGGGCCGGGGGAGCAGGUUUUCGGCACCUUUGAGAUCAAGCAGCCACCGCCCCCGCCCCCGCCGGACCCGGCACUGGAGGAGCUGUUCUCGGACGUGGACCCGUCCUACUACGAGCUGGACACGGUGCUGACGGGCAUGCAGAGCGCCCCCAAGAUGGGACCUUACGACCUGCUGGAGAGCCUGUCCUCCCACGGGCCGCCGCCCCUCAGCCCCGGCGCCAGCUGCCGGUCGGACCUGAACGAACUGGACCACAUCAUGGAGAUCAUCGUGGGCUCCUGAAGCUCGGUGCCGCCGUGGACUUGCUGAAUGUGCUUUUGUUACACAGCCAGAUUUGGGGAGGGUGUGAAAUUAACUGCGAGCCAAAAUUGAUUUUUAGGAUCGGCAGCUCCCGUUGGGAACUUUUUUUACCCCCUUUUCGUUUGUUUUUACUCAUACAGUAUAUUCCGAACUUGGAGGAGACGACGUUCACAAGUAGGGUUGCAAAGGGAUGGAAACUUCCCUGCAAAUUUACAGAAAUUUUAGCGAAAGAAAGUCAAGUUGGAAACUUUCGUGGGAAUUGAAUGGAAAGGUAUCACAGUCAAGCAUAAAUAGAGCCUAAGGGUGGGUGAGUACCCAUAACGGGUAUUGGUACUUGGCCGAUACGGGCCUUAUUUCAAGGUAUCGGGUACCCGUGAAGGCCGCCGAUACCGGAGGCAAAAAAAAAAUAAUCUGACACCGAGUAAGCCCUCCUCGCCAGUAGUUGGCGCUACACUGCGGCUGUAUGACACACCGGCGAAUCAUCGUGUGUGUCAGAAAGAAAGAACGAGGUCUUUGUUGACAAUUAUGUUAUUGUGUUAAUUGAAAUUUUAUGCAUCAAAAGUACUCGUGGUAUCUGCGAGUACUCAAGCGUAACUACUCAUACUGGUAUCCUUCUGAAAAAGGGGAAUCAAACAUGACUAAUAAUUAACAAUGUAAAAGAAAUGUGGAAGAAAACCCACCAUUAAACGGGGAAUAGGUCCCCCCCCCCCCCCCCAAAUGUCAAACCGCGAAUAUGUGGCAUUCCACUGUAUGCCCAAAAUAUAUUUUCCGCAGCUAUGUUUAGGUUCCCUAUUAAGAGCUAACCUUCAAUUUUGCAAGUUCCUGUUGUUUUGCCCCAUUAAUUCCCAUGGAACGUUUCCAACUUUUUCCAAUUCCUGGAAUUUUGCGCCUCGAUUCCCAAGCACUCAAUUUGUUCCUUUGUGUUCUUUCCAUGUUUACGUCCAUUGCGCUAGCUCCCGAUGGCUUUUUGUGGCAAGUGUUCACACUACAACGACAUAAACGACAGCAAUCCACAACAAACAUCCAGAUCUAACAAUCCAUGCGUAUUUUCCUAAAGAUUUGAGCAAUUAUGAAUGGAAUAUGUAUAUGUACGUAUAUGUAAAUAGAAAUAUAUUUUUUUGCAUUAUACAGUUGUGGGGGGUGGGGGGGGCGGGGUAUUUUUUGCAAGUAUCAUUUGAUAUUCCUAUUAUAAAUUUUAUUUUCUGAGAUGUUAACGUAGCCACAUUUGAGACUCGUGUCUUCCCGGUUGUCACUUUUUUUUUUGUUUUUUUGUUUUUUUGGUCGGCGCCGUUUUAACUUCACUUGCUCCAAAGUUUUUUUCGUUGACUUUUUUUUUUUCUAGCCCAGGGAAGCAAAACCAUACCUUUCUAUCCAGCUCAUCCAGAAGAAGCCAUAUUGCUAAUUUAUUCUUCUUUUUUUAAUUUAUUGUAUUUAUUCUGUCUGUAGGUACAUCCGAGCCACACACGUCAAGCAUUCGGUCCGAAUGAAAGUUUGUCACUUAUGGUUUUUUGGAGUGCAGUACCUAUUUAUUAUUCUUUUUUUUGUUUUGUUUUUGUUUUGUUUGAAUAAUCCCAAGAACCGGGUCACAAUUACAAUCACUAUGCAGCUCCGUCACACGCGUUACAAAAAAUGAUUGUAAACGACUCCAAUGUCCUUUAAAGUCCUUUUAUGCAAACAGUUGCCUUUCUGCAAAAUGGACGCUCACGGCGGCGGUGAAGAAAAAGAAAAAGAGGAGGAGGCGAGAGCGGCGGAGAACUCAGGCAAUGUAAACGUAUUCACACACACACACACACACGCACACACACACACACACAAACCAGUUCAGUAUUACACACACACGCACACACACACACACACACACACCUGAAGGAUGUCACUCACGCUGUUUGCAAUGGGAGCUAGAACUUCAAAGACUUAUUAAUACCGUUGUCAAAAAUGUAUGCAUUUUUUUAUAUCCAGACAAAAAAAAAACUUGUAGCGUCUUUGUAAAUAUUUUUUUAUAAUAAAAGAUGCAACUAUU